Messenger RNA from Mercenaria mercenaria, 5426 nucleotides. Its product is annotated as heat shock 70 kDa protein 12B-like. Gene Ontology annotation, molecular function: ATP binding; ATP-dependent protein folding chaperone. Bases 200 to 1942 code for a protein of 580 amino acids. The transcript has 5 exons. NCBI's taxonomy places the organism in Eukaryota, Metazoa, Mollusca, Bivalvia, Venerida, Veneridae. The record is from RefSeq and is a predicted model, not a curated record.
AAUCUUCAGGGCUUAAUACCAUUUGCCAGGUAUUUGAAAGCGAAAGAGGAAGUAAAUUGCUGGUUGUAUUGAUAUUACAUUCGGGGCUGUAUUAUCCUGUCGAGUUCAAAUCUAUAAAAACGGAUUUUUUUCGCGUGUUGAUUUUAGAGGUCAAAAAUGGUGAUCAAUAGAUAGGAGCAAAUAUACAUGUACGCACAGAAUGGCAGCUGCAACGUCAAAGCAGCCAUCCACAAAGAAACGUCUAUUCGUGGCAGCUAUAGAUCUAGGUACAACAUACAGCGGCUGGGCUUAUUCCACACUAAAUGACCCUGAUAAAGUACUUUCCAGCCAAGCAUGGUUUGCUGGCACAGGAACACUAGCGUCACAAAAGACACCCUCUUGCGUCCUGCUUUCGCCGAAAAAAGAGUUCGAAGCGUUUGGCUACGAAGCAGAAACUACAUUUGCAGGUCUUGCGGAAGAAGGCAAGCAUCAUGGAUCGUACUACUUUCGAAGAUUUAAAAUGACUUUGUUUGAUGAUCGUAAACUGAAUCGUCACACUAGCAUUGAAGACAUAUCUGGAAAGAAAAUGCCAGCACUGGUAAUAUUUGCUCAUGCCAUACGUUAUCUGAAAAACAGCUUCAUGCAAACAGUCCAUAAUAGAGUUCAGAAUGUCAAAGACGACGAUGUGAAUUAUGUUCUAACAGUUCCAGCCAUUUGGAACGAUAUGGCCAAGCGAUUUAUGCGACAAGCAGCUAUUGAGGCUGGUAUUCCAAACGACCAAAUUACAUUAGCGCUUGAACCUGAAGCAGCGUCUAUUUGGUGUCAGGGGAUCCACACAGAGGUACAACGAAACUUUGAUACCACCGAUCUUGGUAUUUCAGCCAUUGGUACACGAUACAUGAUUGUGGAUUUAGGCGGUGGAACUGCAGACAUCACUGUGCACGAGAAGAAACACAACAAUACACUCUUAGAGAUACAUAAAGCUACAGGAGGAGCUUGGGGAGGAACAGAAGUUGAUAAAAAUUACAUACAACUUCUAGCAAAAAUAAUUGGACCGAAUGAAUGGAAAAAGUACGAGCAAAAGGAACUGGAAGAUAUACUUGACAUCUAUAGGGACUUUGAAAAUAAGAAAAGAAAUAUAUCUACCACGUCAUCUGGUCAGAUCACUGUCAAGAUGCCGAGUAGUCUGAAAGAUGCUUAUGAACAGAAUGGAAAGAGAUCUAUAUCAGACGUUGCAGAAAGAUUUAGCAGGAAUAUUGAUUGGAGAAACGACAAAUUAAGAGUAGCUGUAGCUUUAAUGAAGAAAUGUUUCGAAGGUCCAGUGAAUGAUGUUAUUGCACAUGUGGAAGAGAUUUUAUCAGAAGAAAACAUGGGAAAUGUUGACAAGAUAAUGCUGGUGGGAGGGUUCGCUGAAAGCCCGUACGUACAAGAGACUUUCAAAGCACACUUUACAGGCAGACGAAUUAUUAUUCCACAAGAAUGUGGCCUUGCUGUCUUAAAAGGAGCUGUACUCUUUGGGCAAAACCCUACAGUUGUAACAGCAAGAAUUGCACGGUACACAUACGGUCUGGAAAUUGCUGUUCCUUUUGAUCGUACAAAGCAUUCUAGAGAAAAACUAGUUAAUACGGAUGCUGGACCGUUAUGCCGAGAUUCGUUUUGGAAGGCUGUUGAGAUCGGACAGGUGAUAAAGAAUGGACACGAAGUGCCAAGGAUUGGAAGAGCGGUCGAUGAUUACCAACCAAAGAUUUCUCUAAAAAUUGUCAAAUCAAAGCAACGCAAUCCGGCAUACACAACAGAUCCGGAUUGUGAAGUCAUUGGACAUGUUGUAGUACCAAUGGAUCGCACUUUAAAGGCUGAUAACAACGCUGUUGAUGAAAUAUUUACAUUUGGUGGCACAGAGCUCAUGUUAAGAACACGACAUAAGAAUACAGGCGCUACACAAGAACUCGCCUUUGACCUGUAAAACAUUUUAAAAACAUUCGAUAUAAAUCUGCCGAGCACGCUUGUUCAAGUUAGAUAUAUGUAAAUAUAACUUUAAUCAAAACUAAAACUUAUAAUUUUCUUUGUAUCAAGUAUGAUAUUAAAAGUUUUUAUUUUAAAACACAUUAAAUUUCUUAAACAAGCUCUAGUAAAAUACAUCGCUGAGUCAAAUUUCAGCAGUUUGUAUUUAAAAUGGGCAACUGCAAAUCUAGAAAAGUAAGGUAUAUGAUAAUAUGGUGUUCCGUUCGUGCCAUCGAUAUUAAUGAUAGUGGUGUGUUAAUAUAGCAUUUCGUAUCGUGUGUUCGCAUUCUCGCAUCCUAUUAUCGCAAUAUCGCUCCAUCGGCUAGGGCCAAAAUUAUGAUAUUAACAUCGAACUUUCGCCGUUAGGAUGAAAGGGGCGACGGCACGAAAACACGAUACGAAAAACGCGACAGCAUUGUUUGGUAAAUUAAAUGCAGUAUUAAUGUCGUACUUCAGUGAAUUCGCCGUAAGAAUGCGAAAGUACGAUGAUAAUAACUUCACAUUAUGUUUUGGCGUUUUUGCAUAAUGUUAUCACACUAUCGCCCUUACCAAUGUAAAAAAAACGAAGAGCCGAAACAACAAUGGCCCUAAUGGAACACUGUACAAUCAUGUCUGUAAGAUUCACUGCAAAUAUAACUCGUGUCAAGUCCAAUAAUACGACAGUGAAUUUCUAUAAGCAUUUUUCGAUAUAAAUUCUGGACCAAGUAUUUUUGUUGUAAAACUUACCUGUGAACUGUACAUCGGCUAGCUUUGUAACGAUUUAUUGUGCUGGUCAAGUUGUCUCCCGAUAUCUGUACGUUAGUUACUUGAAAAUUGUGUGUGCAAUAAGACACAUUAUGUGUAUAUGUCGGGCACAUGUCGUAAAAUCAUGCUCAUGCGCAAUGGUCUGACUUUACAUUCAUAGGCCUCUAACGCUAUAAAGAUUCAGUAAAAUAUGUGACUUUAUCAUUUUGUUUUCAUAUUUAAAGGUGGUCAGCAACCUAUUAUAUAUAAUCAAGUAUCGUAUAUUCCACAAGGAAGGGAUUCAUUUAAAAAAAAGAAAUACCCAAAGACAAAAGUUAUAUUUAUAUAGAUCCUAGUUAGAAUGUAUUUUUAUUCGAUUUUUUUUUGUAAAAUGUGCUUUACCUCUUUUUGAUAUGAAAGUAUAUUUCAUAAAUGACUUCAAUAUAAUUUCUAGUUUCAUAUUUGCAUUUCAUAAAUAACGAGAUAUUUCAACUAUCUGAACAAACAAUCCAACUUCUCAAAUGCGUGUGGCUUUGUACUUCUAUCUGGUUUUUGCAACCAGUAUAGGCAAAGGGAGUUAACAAUAAUUUUACAGAUUUGCAUUUCUAACUCGGGUACUUGUAUUAUUGUCUAUGCAAGCCUUUGACGAAUAUUAUGCAACAGUUCUUUAAUAAAGUUUGUUACUAAGACAAAGUUGGUUCAUCAAAUUUAUAAUUAUCCUAAAACAAGUCUUGACUGGACAACCAGGAUAGGAAAAUCAGACUUAAAAACAACGCUAAAAUAUCUAGCAUGUAUUAAGCACUCUGAGGUCAUAUAUAAGUGUGAAUGAUCAGAUGUUUACGUUUUGAAUGAAUCCAUUACUCGACCGAAACAUGCUUAUUCACGUUUGACAUUUUUAAAGUUACAGUCAGAAUUCUUUUUAACAGAAUCACUUGUAUCAUGCUCAUUCAAACAACCAUAGUCGUAUGAUAAUAAUAAGUGAUGUAAGGGAGGUAAUUCCUGUGGGAAGGCAGGCUGCACAAUACCAGCUUCCAAACGCUUAGUUAUUUUAAAACGUAUUCAUAUUCUUUGAGUUCAUUUUAAGAUGUUCAAAAUCUUAUUUAGUUCGAAUGGUACACAUCAUAACAAAGUAAGUCAAUCUUGAAUUGUAUUAAACAAAGCUCUAAGUUACGGCUGCAAUAUCCUUUCAAAGGUACACAAUUUAGAAAACAAAGACGUUCACCGAAAAUUCACCAUGCAUGAUUAUUCUUUAAUCUUACACAAGCUUGAACUAACUGUCUUCGUAAGCCUACAAAGAUACAGGAGGCUGAACUGGCACCACCCGUUGAAAAUCCUAAGCUCAACCUGAAAUGCGACGAACAAUUGUCCAAAUACUCCGAUGGAUAUAUAAUGAUAUGCUUAAACAUAACACAUGUCAAUAUCGUCAGUUUAUUUAAGCUUUGAAUUUUUGUAGCAGUGCGCUGAGACAUUUUGAAGGAAGACAUGGUUUAAUCAGUUACUUUCGGGACGUCUGAUUCAUGUUGGCAAGUUGUCACUACCUUGCGGAGAACACGUCGGUACUGUGGUUAAUCGGAUCUUUUUGUAAUAAAAAUAAUUUGUGCAACAGUUUACUUGUAUUAAUGUUUUGUAAGCCUUAAAAGUAACUGAUGUCAGAUAAUCAUAUAAUGUAUUUUAAAUUUGAUUUUUAAACAUGUUUAUCAUCAGAAUAGAUUUGAUAAACAUACCUUACACAAGGAAUAAUAUAAAUAUAAGAAUUUUUUGUAUGUUUGUCUAAGAUUUGCAUUGAAACUUAUAUGUUCAACAGCCAAUCAGUCGAAAUCGUAUUCAUUUAUUACCCCACUUUGAUUUAUCUUGCUUUCUUUGUUGCACAUCAAACAGAGAACAUUAAGUUAUAGUAUACGAUUUAAUGCACUUCAGUUAAUUUUACAUUACAGGAAAGUAAACGAACAGGUUUAUGACUGAACUAUUUAUCGUGUCUUACUUUUUGUUUACAUUUUCGGUCUAGCUGAGUUCAUAAACAAAACUGAAACUUGUUUCAGAGAAAUUCAUGUUUUCUUUGAAAAGUAAAUACAGAAAGUGUGGAAAUCAAGUUGUUUUUUAUUCUAUGAAAUUCACGGGGAAUAAUGUUAAUGUGCUGUCUCAUCUACUGUGAUACCUCUGUGUGGUAUCACUCACCGCCGCAUCUCUUUUCGGUACUUUUCGCUACAAAAGUACAAUUUGGUUUUUACUUUCCUGCUGUUUCCGUGUUUUUCCUCGUGGUAUGAUUUCAUGGCGGCAGAUAUAUUUUUCUCGCUACAUUUCAAUCCUUUUAAACCCUUUAUGCCCCCACAUGCUGUAAGUUAUCGGGUAUAUCAGUUUAUAUACAUGAUUUGUAUUGAGUAUAUGUACAUUAUAUCGCUCUGCAUUGCUCAGUAUGCAUUUUUGGUGUUUUUGAAAUGGAUUCGUUCUUAAAUAUAUUCGAACCAUGGGUGCAUUUUGUAUUGGUUAAAUUAUUACUAGUAGGUUUGAUAUAAUAAUUGAAUGCUGACAUCUGCAGUUAAACAUUGUUAAGGCUAUAUAUAAAGUAUAAAUGGUUAAAUGUAAGAUUUAAGGUCAAAUGUAACACAGAUAUACAUGUAUGGUCAUUUGUUAUAAAACAACUUAUAUGUCUAUUUUCAGGCUUUUACCGCCUACUUGUCUACUUGAUACACCAUCACGGCCUACGAGUAAAUGGUUAAACUAGC